Messenger RNA from Diachasmimorpha longicaudata, 2647 nucleotides. It is a transcript of the gene Pp2A-29B, whose product is annotated as serine/threonine-protein phosphatase 2A 65 kDa regulatory subunit A alpha isoform. Gene Ontology annotation, cellular component: protein phosphatase type 2A complex; cytoplasm. The coding region runs from base 233 to 2017 and encodes 594 amino acids. The transcript is spliced from 8 exons. Lineage: Eukaryota; Metazoa; Arthropoda; Insecta; Hymenoptera; Braconidae. The record is from RefSeq and is a predicted model, not a curated record. Gene Ontology annotation, biological process: protein dephosphorylation. Gene Ontology annotation, molecular function: protein binding; protein phosphatase regulator activity.
CUCCUGCGCCACAAAUCCGUUGAUUCUAGUUAUAUGACUGGUUAGCCCGGUUAUCGUGUGCUCGAUGCGUUCAGCGAUUAAACAUUCAGCAUAAUACGCUCAAACGAUCUAGAGUUGGUUUUUUUUUCGACCCAUCGAGUAAACCAUUUUGGAUAGUCGGACAUCAUCGUCUUACCUGAAGGAGUUUUUCCGCGGGGUAAAUAAAAAUUUCGCUAAAUUCUGAGGAAGCAAAAUGGCAGCGGCCGACUCAUCAGCGGACGACAGUCUUUACCCGAUCGCUGUUUUGAUCGAUGAGUUGAAGAAUGAAGACGUUCAGUUGCGACUGAACUCAAUAAAGAAGCUGUCGACAAUUGCGCUGGCCCUCGGGCCUGAACGAACCAGAAGUGAGUUGAUGCCCUUCCUCACAGAGACAAUCUACGAUGAAGAUGAAGUCCUCCUAGCCCUUGCUGAGCAAUUAGGCUCCUUCAUUCCGUUGGUCGGUGGACAUGACCACGUCCACUGUCUUCUGCCACCCCUGGAGGCCCUUGCAGCAGUCGAAGAGACUGUCGUGAGGGACAAGGCUGUCGAAUCACUGAGAAAUGUCGCUGGACAGCACAACCCUGCGUAUCUCGAGGAGCAUUUUGUUCCUGUCGUGCAGAGAUUAGCUGGGGGUGACUGGUUUACGGCCAGGACUUCAGCAUGUGGAUUGAUCAGUGUCUGCUAUCCCAGGGUCAGUCCUGCUACCAAAGCAGAACUGAGAAAUCAUUUUCGUAAUCUCUGUCAGGAUGACACUCCUAUGGUUAGGAGGUCUGCUGCUUGCAAGCUGGGAGAGUUCGCCAAGGUCGUGGAGAUCGAGUAUCUCAAGUCGGAUCUGAUACCCAUGUUCGUCAUUCUGGCCCAAGAUGAGCAGGAUUCUGUGCGUCUAUUGGCAGUCGAUGCUUGCGUGAGCAUUGCCACCUUACUCCAGCAGGAGGACGUAGAGCAGCUAGUGAUGCCGACACUACGGCAGUGCGCAGCCGAUCAGUCUUGGAGAGUUCGAUACAUGGUUGCUGAUAAAUUCACAGAUAUUCAAAAGGCUGUAGGGCCCGAAAUAACAAAGACAGACCUUGUCCCGGCGUUUCAAGUGCUCCUGAAAGACGCAGAGGCUGAGGUUCGUGCUGCGGCAGCUGACAAAGUCCGUGACUUCUGUCAAAACUUGGAUCAGUUCAGUCAAGAGAAUAUUAUCAUGACGAAUAUUCUACCGUAUGUUAAAGAACUCGUUGCAGACCCCAAUCAACACGUCAAAUCUGCACUCGCCAGUGUCAUCAUGGGACUGAGUCCCAUCCUGGGAAAACUCAACACAAUCGAACACCUAUUGCCACUCUUCCUUCUGCAACUCAAAGACGAAUGUUCAGAAGUGCGUUUGAAUAUAAUCAGCAAUUUGGAUUGCGUCAAUGAAGUCAUUGGAAUUCAGCAACUGUCUCAAUCACUUUUACCAGCCAUUGUUGAGCUGGCCGAGGAUUCAAAAUGGCGAGUGCGAUUAGCGAUCAUUGAAUACAUGCCUCUCUUAGCAGGCCAACUUGGUGUUGAAUUCUUCGAUGAGAAACUCAAUUCUCUGUCGAUGAAUUGGCUGGUGGAUCACGUUUACGCAAUCAGAGAAGCUGCAACACUUAAUCUGAAAAAGUUGGUGGAGAAAUUCGGCCCAGAGUGGGCGCAAAACACAAUAAUCCCGAAUGUUCUCAAUAUGACCAGAGAUCAGAAUUAUCUCCACAGGAUGACUUGCCUAUUCUGCAUCAAUGUUCUAGCUGAAGUUUGUGGGCCUGAAAUGACAACAAAAAUAAUGCUUCCCACCGUGCUUGCGAUGGCAAAUGAUAAUGUUGCUAACGUAAGGUUCAACGUCGCGAAAACUCUUCAACGUAUUGGCCCUUAUCUAGAACCCAGUGCAGUUCAAACCCAAGUUAAACCUGUGCUCGAUACAUUAAACACUGACGCCGAUGUCGAUGUGAAGUAUUUUGCUUCCGAGGCUAUUGCCGGAAUUGCAGAUUUCCGUAAUUCAUAAAUGUUACGUUUUUCAGCGUAGGUUGAUGGAGUCCUUGAAUGCAUUUACUCCUUAACAAUAGAAUAAUAUAACAUAAUAAGAGCAUGAAGAACAGAACAAACAAAAACGUCAGCAUUGAUGAGGAAAGAGAAAUGGGAGGACUAUUCAAUCACAAGGAAAAAUCAUUACACCCGGUAACAGUUCUCUUGUACCCGAUAUCCACUUGGCAACAAUUCAGAAUAAUCACGUGGAAGAUUACUCUUUAUUAACAAACUAAAAAAUGAAAAAAAUACACGAAUAAAGUGAAAUAAAAUGAGAGAGGGUAGUCUUUAAAAAAUAGCAGUUUAUGUUAACCAAUAUUUAAAGGAAGUUAAAAAAAAGAAAGCGGUUUUGUUGCUAUUUGUAUAUCUACUAUAAUAUUGUACCAAGUAUUGAUUUUAUCGAUAUUCAAUCAAGAUCAUGUAUCUUCGUAUAAUAAUUACUUGUCUUUAAUCAUUAAGAUUUAAUCAUGAGAAUGACUCGGUAUCAUUCCUUCUCAUCAUUUUUGAAUUUUAACAAAGAAAACUUCGGACAUUGACAGCAACAAAAUUCUUCAUUCUCACAUUUUCUGUAAAAAAAAAAAUUAUGAAUAAAGUUUUUUCUUUGCGUAAA